This is a messenger RNA of Plectropomus leopardus (leopard coralgrouper), 507 nucleotides long. RefSeq names its product LSM5 homolog, U6 small nuclear RNA and mRNA degradation associated (gene lsm5). Gene Ontology annotation, cellular component: U4/U6 x U5 tri-snRNP complex; Lsm1-7-Pat1 complex; U6 snRNP. Gene Ontology annotation, biological process: mRNA splicing, via spliceosome. Gene Ontology annotation, molecular function: RNA binding. Lineage: Eukaryota; Metazoa; Chordata; Actinopteri; Perciformes; Serranidae. The record is from RefSeq and is a predicted model, not a curated record.
GCUCAUUGAACGAACAUGGCGGCGACUCCAGCAACAAACCCGUCUCAGCUGCUCCCGCUCGAGCUUGUGGACAAAUGUAUCGGCCGAAUUCACAUCGUCAUGAAAACAGACAAAGAGAUCGUCGGCACCCUGCUGGGUUUCGACGACUUUGUCAACAUGGUCCUGGAAGAUGUCACAGAAUUUGAAAUCACACCAGAAGGACGAAGAAUAACCAAACUGGACCAGAUCCUCCUCAACGGCAACAACAUCACCAUGCUGAUCCCGGAGGAGAAGGCCCUGAAGUCUGAGAAUCAUCACCGAAGGCCGACACGGUUUUGUGUUUCGAUUUAUGCUUUUUGUUUUGUUUGUAUUUUUGAUUUCGGAUUAUUCCUUCUCGAUCUCGAGGGAGGAAAAUAUUUUUGUAAGAUUCCUAAUUGAGUAUUUGUUGUAAAAAAGGUUAAAUCAGAAGCGUAUGAGUCACAUGAGCAUUUUUUUUUUUUUUUUUACAAAUAAAUGUGAAUCACACAA